AUAAUACAUGGAGGGUGACGGGGUCAGAGGUGGUGGCUCUGAUCAGCUCAGGUAUGCGGGAGGCGGGGCCUGUUAUGUCAGAAUGGGUGGAGUCUGGUUGGUUUCUCUUUGGAAAAUGUGAUGCUCCCAUCAGACAGUCACAUGGCCUCAUUUUGUGUAAAUGCAAACGAACGGGUGGAUCUGGUCUGGUCUGUGGCAGUCAACUCUAGACUGGGACUGCCUCAUCCUCAUCUUCAUAUCUGUCAGUUUCCUGUCUGAUUUAAUGCUCUCAUUAGCUGAGAUAUGACAGACGUGAUGAAUCUGAAUGAGUCUGCAGUGAGUGGAGCUUCAGCUGAUGACGUGGUAGUGUUUCAGGAACGUCUUUGGAGGACUGUCCCUUUGAUCGUGGUUGAGCCGACGGAUGGAGCUGAGGUGGAGAGUGGAGAGCUGCGAUGGCCUCCUGAUGAUGUCACAACAGGUGUACCUGUGGAGGAGGCGGAGCCAGAGCAGCUGACAGUGGGCGGACUUUGAAUCCUGAAAAAACUGCCUGUUGUUACUUCUCAGCCAAUCACUGAGAGGCUCUGUGAGACUAAAGGAACCAGUGGGAGGGGUGGGGCUAAUUACAUGUAGUGCCUCCUCCAGGUGAAGGGGCAGGGCCACUCUGGAGAAGAUCAAACAGGUCGUCAGAGCCCAAAGGAUUAUGGGAAAGUCAGCUGAUAUGACCAGCUUGUAGACUCAUGUACCUGGUGUAUAAUUAUCAGUCUACCUGAUCGAUAUAAACAGAUGACUGGUUUGAUAAGUGAUGAUGAGGUAUAUUUUACCUUCAGCUGGUGGAUUUUGUACAUAUUUUCAGGUUGUAACUGAGAAAUUCACAGUAUCUGACUCUGGAUUAAAGGUGGAAGCUUUUGCAUAUUCUUUUCAGUCUGUGUUUGUUGUCUGUUCAUUUCUUUGACUCUGACUGGGUUUGUGUAACUGGUUCAACUGGUUCUGACGUCACUCUGAUUUGUUUAUGACUGUGGUUUUCUGAGGCUGUAGUUUGUUGUCUAAUGAGUCAUCUCAGACAGGACCGAUGGAGCUAAAUGAGCAGCUUCUACCUCUAAUCAUGAAGGACUGAAAUGUCUGGAAGUCGACCUGAAGUGAAUUCAACAGCAUGUUGUUGUGUUAGUGUGAAGGUUGAACUCUGCCAUGGAUCGGUCUAAAGACACAGAGGAGGAAUCCCCUCCCUCUAAAAGCUCUCCGGAUGAGGAAGAUGAGAGCCAGACUGAAGCUCAAAGGAUCCAUCAGCAGAGGUCAGACUCUCCUGAACCCAGAUGUGAGACCAUGAAGAAUCAAUGGUGUGAGAAUGAUCCUCAAGAACCUCAACAACAAGUUCAUGAGCAGAUCUCAGAGGUUCCCAGUGGUCAGUCUCAACAGCAGCCUCAAACACAACCAGACUCCACAUCUAUGAGACAACAGAAGCCGAUACCCAAAAAGAUCCUGUUGGACACUUUGGAUGAUUUAGAACCUGAGGACUUCAUAAGGUUCAAAUGGUUCCUGCAGCACAAGGACCUCCUGGGGGGCUUCAAAUCUAUCCCAAAACAACAACUGAAUGAUGCAGACAGAACAAAUACACUGGAUCAGAUGUUGAAAACCUAUGGCAUAUACACUGUUAAAGUCACCACACUGGUUUUGGUAAAGAUAAACAGGAAGGAUCUUGUGGAGGAAUUAUCACAAACCUCCUAUGAGCCUGAAGAGAUUCUUACUCAGUGUCGGAGUGAACUCAAACGUGAAAUGAUAAAGAAGUAUCAGUGUGUGUUUGAGGGCAUUACUAAAGCAGGAAACCCAACCCUUCUGAACCAGAUCUACACAGAACUCUACAUCACCGAGGGAGGGGCUGCAGAGGUCAACGAUGAACAUGAGGUCAGACAGAUCGAAACAGCAUCCAGGAAACCAGACAGACCAGAAACAACCAUCAAAUGUAAAGACGUCUUUAAAGGAUCACCUGACAGAGACGAACCAAUCAGAACAGUUCUGACAAAGGGAGUGGCUGGCAUUGGGAAAACAGUCUUAACACAGAAGUUCAGUCUGGACUGGGCUGAAGACAAAGCCAACCUGGACAUACACUUUACAUUUCCAUUCACUUUCAGAGAGCUGAAUGUGCUGAGAGAGAAGAAGUUCAGCUUGGUGGAACUGCUUCAUCACUUUUUUAAUGAAAUUGAAGAAAUGGGAAUCUCAGACUUUGAAGACUUCCAGGUUGUGUUCAUCUUUGAUGGUUUGGAUGAGUGUCGACCUCCUCUGGAUUUCAACAACGCUCAGAUCCUGACUGAUGUUACAGAGUCCACCUCAGUGGAUGUUCUGCUGAUGAACCUUAUCAGGGGGAAACUGCUUCCCUCUGCUCGCAUCUGGAUAACCACACGACCUGCAGCAGCCAAUCAGAUCCCUAGUGAGUGUGUUGACAUGGUGACAGAAAUCAGAGGGUUCACCGACCCACAGAAGCAGGAGUACUUCAGGAAAAGAUUCAGAGAUGAGGAGCAGGCCAACACAGUCAUCUCUCACAUCAAGACAUCACGAAGCCUCUACAUCAUGUGUCACAUCCCGGUCUUCUGCUGGAUCACUGCAAAAGUUCUGGAGGAUGUGUUGAAGACCACAGAGCGGGGAGAGCUGCCCAAGACCCUGACUGAGAUGUACAUCCACUUCCUGGUGGUUCAGACCAAAGUGAAGAACAUCAAAUAUAAUGGAAGAUCCGAAAUUGACUGGAGUCAUGAGACUGUGGAGAUGAUUGAGUUUCUUGGAAAACUGGCUUUUGAGCAGCUGCAGAAAGGAAACCUCAUUUUCUAUGAAUCAGAUCUGAGAGAGUGUGGCAUCGAUAUCAGAUCAGCCUCAGUGUACUCAGGAGUGUUCACAGAGAUCUUUAAGGAAGAGAGGGGGCUUUAUAACAACAAGGUGUUCUGCUUCAUUCAUUUCAGCGUUCAGGAGUUUAUGGCAGCUCUCCAUGUCCAUCUGACCUUCUUCAAGACUGGAGUCAGUCUUCUGGCAGAAAAAUCAUGGUGGUCCUGGUUGUCUAAACUCUUCAGAGGUAAACCAAAUCAAACACAGUUCUACCAGACUGCUGUGGACAAGACCUUACAGAGUACAAAUGGACACCUGGACUUGUUCCUGCGAUUCCUCCUGGGUCUUUCACUUCAGACCAAUCAGAGCCUCCUUCGAGGUUUGUCGACACAGAUGGGAAGUAGCUCAGAGACCAAUCAGGAAACAGCUGAUUACAUCAAGAAGAAAAUCAGUGAGAAUCUGUCUUCAGAGAGAAGCAUCAAUCUGUUCCACUGUCUGAAUGAAAUCAAUGAUAAUUCUUUGGUGGAUCAGAUUCAAUGGUACCUGAGUUCAGGAACUUUCUCCACUGAUGAACUGUCACCUGCUCAGUGGUCAGCUGUGGUCUUCAUCUUACUGUCAUCAGAUAAGGAUCUGGAAGUGUUUGAUCUGAAGAAAUACUCUGCUUCAGAGACGGCACUUCUGGGGCUGCUACCAGUGGUGAAAGCCUCCAACAAGGCUUUGUUCAAUGGCUGUAACCUCUCAAACAGAAGCUAUGAAGCUCUGUCCUCAGUUCUCAGCUCCCAGUCGUCUCAUCUGAGAAAAUUGGACCUGAGUAACAGUGACCUGAAGGAUUCAGGAGUGGAGCUUCUUUGUGAUGGACUGAAGAGUCCAAAUUGUGCAAUAGAAACUCUCAGGCUGAGUGGAUGUAACCUGUCAGAGAGAGGCUGUGAAGCUCUGUCCUCAGUCCUCACCUCCCAGUCCUCUAGACUGAGGAAACUGGAUGUGAGUAACAACAGUCUGCAGAAUUCAGGACUGGGGAUACUUUCUACUGGGCUGAAGAGUCCACAUUGCACACUGGAGACUCUCAGGUUGAGUGGCUGUAACCUCUCAGAGAGAAGCUGUGAUGCUCUGUCCUCAGUUCUCAGCUCUCAGGCCUGUAGUCUGAGAGAACUUGAUCUGAGUGAAAGCAGCCUUCCAGAUUCAGGACAGGAACUUCUGUUUAGUGGAUUAAAGAGUACAAACUGUACACUGGUGACUCUCAGCCUGAGUGGAUGUGACCUGCCAAAGAGAAGUUAUGAAGCUCUGUCCUCAGUUCUUAGCUGCCAAUCUUCUAGUCUGAGACAUUUGGACCUGAGUAAUACUGAUCUGCAGGAUUCAGGACUGGAGUGUCUGUUUGCAGGGCUGGAGAGUCCACACUGUACACUGGAGACUCUCAGGUUGGUGGAUGAGUUUGACCUGAAGAAAUACUGUGCUUCAGAGAAGGCUCUUCUGACUCUUCUGCCAGUGGUGAAAGCCUCCAAUAAAGCUCUGCUUUGUGGAUGUAAUCUGUCAGAGAGAAGCUGUGAAGCUCUGUCCUCAGUCCUCAGCUCCCAGUUCUCUAGUCUCAGAGAGCUGGACCUCAGUGAGAAUGAGUUUAAGGAUUUAGGAGUGAAGAAGCUUUCCACUGGACUGAAGAGUCCAAACUGUGCACUGGAGAUACUCAGACUGUCAGGAUGUCUGAUUACAGAAGAAGGCUGUACUUCUCUAGCCUCAGCGCUGAAGUCCAAUCCCACUCAUCUGAGAGAACUAGAUCUAAGUUAUAACCAUCCAGGAAAACAAGGAGUGAAGCUUCUGUCUGUUCAACUGGAGGAUCCACAGUGGAGACUGGACAAUCUCAGGCUGGACCAUGGUGGACCACAGAGGUUAAAACCUGGUCUGAGGAAGUAUUAUUGUGAACUCACACUGGAUCCAAACACUGCACAUAGAAACCUGAUACUGUCUGAUGACAAAAGGAAUGCGGAGUGUGUGGCAAAGAAGCAGCCAUACCCUGCUCAUCCAGACAGAUUUGAGUACAGACUUCAGCUGCUGUGUUCCACUGGUCUGACUGGUCAGUGUUACUGGGAGGUGGAGUGGGUUGGACGGGUUUUUGUAGCUGUAACUUACAGAGGAAUUGGCAGGAAACAAAAUAGUGCAGACUGCGGAUUUGGAUACAACAAUCAGUCCUGGAGGCUGAAGUGCUCUGAUGUUUAUGGUUACUCUGUCUGUCACAAUAACAUGGAAACACCCCUCCUACAGUCCUUCUCCUCCUGUGAUAAAGUGGCAGUGUAUGUGGACUGGCCUGCUGGAUCUCUGUCCUUCUACAGAGUCUCCUCUGAUGAUCUGAUCCACCUCCACACCUUCAACACCACAUUCACUGAGCCUCUGUAUGCUGGGCUUGGGUUUGGGUUGUCUGGUGCAAUACAUCUGUUUGACAUAAAUGAAAAACCACGUAAAAGGCAGCGUAGACAAAUGAAAAAAUGUGAUGACAAUGAACGAUAGUUUAAUGACAAACAUGAUGGAAGACACGUGACAGGAUGAUGAUGUAACAACAUGAACAUAAAUCAGAUGAAACUAGAUGAACCAGACCAGAUCAGAGAAAAGCUGUGAUAAUGAUUCAGUUCAGUGCUCACAUCAAAAACUGAUUUACACAUUAGAGUGAAGUUAAUGUUUUUCAUUAUUUUCAGUCAGUUUGAUAUGAUGUUUGAUAGUCUUCACAUUCAAUUAAUAUUACCUGAGGUUCAGUUCAGUAUAAAUGUCCUUCAAAUUGCUGAACAGAACAGGUUAAAAAAAAAGUCUUCAAAGGCUGACUGAAGAAUUUUAUUCUCAGAGGACAUUUCAGAGCCUGGACAUUGUCUUGAAUCAGUGCUUCUACUCUUGCACUUCUAUGUGGACUUCUACAGGAAGAAACUAUAUGUGAAUUUUUACAUGUCUGAUUUCCAAGGCUCUAGAACACUAUGCCCCAACAUAUCACAUGUUCACAGUCCAUUGAUCACUUUAAAUCUCUUUUAAAGACGCACCUACUGGCAAUAGCUUUUAAUAGGUGACUUUUGUUUAGAUACUAUUUAUCCUAUUAUUGCAUAUCUGUUUUAUUAGUUUUAGUUUAUCUUGUAUAUCUAUGUAUUUUUACUAGUUUUAUCACAUCCUGUAUUUUUAUCUAUAUCUUUGUACAGCACUUUGGAUCCUUUGUGUUGUAAAUGUGCUACAUAAAUAAACUCGACCCUGACCUUCUUUAAUCUGUAAAUCAACAACAGCAGCAGAUGCAUGGAAGUCAGUUUAUUACAAAUGACACAAAGAAAUCCUGUAAUGAACAUGAGUCCAAAUAUCUGCAAAUCAAAUAUCAGUAAAUGAAUAAACUGAGGAGGGUUUACAGCUGCAGAGUCCUGUCAGUUGAUUGGUUGCAGGAGGUCACAUGUUCAGAUGUAUUAAAAAGGUGAAACAUACAUGUUUUACAGCUUCUCUGCUUUGACAUGCACUGCAUGAAAGGAAACUCAGUACAUUCUGACAGCUGCAGAAAAACACCCAGUAAGAAAUAGGUCUGAAUGACAGAUGUGACUUCGCCUCUGAUUCACCUGUAGUCACACAGAAAACAUGCACCUUUGAAAAUAAGAGCCUCAAACUGUCACAUGAUUCAGACUUACAUGGACGUAAAUCUGUUCCAGUUUACAUAAGGGCUGUAAGGUGAAUUAAACCCCGCUCUUUGUCUGACAGGCAUUACUCUCCAUAAUAAAAUAAAUACUUGAUGUUUUACACUGAAAUGACAAAUUAAAGCAGUGUUAUAUAGAAGAGGUUUCUACAGGAGAUUUAAAGGUUUAAAACUAUUAAUCAGAUUAUUAUGCAACUUGAUUAUUUAAUAUAGAAACAGCUGCUCUGACUGAUGUGUAAUAUUUCAGACAAACAAUGGUGGAGGGAGGAUUGGGCGAUGCUUUAGAUACAAGUGACAGAAUUCUAAACUGAAUGUUUAAUGGAUAAUUUGAAUCUGCUGAAAAUACAGACCCAUAUUCUUUCAGAAACUCAGUAGUAAAACUAAACUCCACAAUAUUAAUAUCAUCUGUGGAUGAGAAACACUGAGAAUAAGGCUGUUUUUGCUCAAAUGUAACUCAGAUCUGUUUUUAAUGAAGUAACUGUAUUUCCCGAAAAUGUCCAGACAAUAUGAAGCACACUUGAAAAGUUGCAAAAAUGAACACACCAAUCAUGUGCAUUUCUAUAAAAUGACACAAUAAUCUAGGCUGCACUGUGUCCAAUAGGUGGCACUGUAGGCUACAUUAGACAUAGACCUAAUAAACAGUAGAAGAGGCAGAGAUGGUGUUUCCUUUUUUCACACAUAAGACAGAGGAAUAAUAUGGUCUUGGAAUUUGGAAAAUCUGGGAAGAUGCAGCAAACAGCUGAUCAGUCAGCUGCAAUUAAAUGUUUGCUACAUCACAAUUUAUUUCGGUGUUUCCAUUUCUUCUACGUGCAUUUACUCUUUGCAAAUAAAAGCGAGUUUCUGCAGAUCUACUUUUGUAUGUGGUACAUUAAUGUGAAGCCUCAUGCAGGUAUUUUACUUUAACAAAAAUGAAUUCAUUUCAAAGGUGAAAUGAAUUAAACAUAGACACAAUUCCACACAGCAAGAAUCUCAGAGUGGAAAGUGGAAUAUUCAGUGUUAAAAUUGGAAGCCUAUUGUCUAUCCUCCAAACGAGUAUUAGAAUAGUUGAACAUUUGGUCCAAUUUGGAUAAGACCCUUGUAUCUUUGCAAAUGUUGAGGUGGUGGGGUGGGGAGACCUACAACAUUCAUUGUGACCUUGUAGACAUCUUCAGACCUGGCCUCAUUUUGGAAGGUGAGCGAACCUUAAUAUUACUUCAUGCUUUCAUGGUGCAUUGGUUGAAAAUGGCAAAAACAAGACAUAUGUUGCAUAUUCAAACCAAAAUGGUGUACUUCCUGUUGGGUUUAGGGUUUAGCUCCAAAAAAGCGUCUAGACCUGUUAAACAAGUAGACGAAAUUUGGUACGUCUAAGUCUACACAUUUCUACAGGGCUCUGCUGAUCCAUUUUACCACAUCCAAGUUUUACCACUUUGGAUCUUUCAUGAGUUUUAAUUAUCCUCACAGACACAGAGGGCAUUUGGAUUUGGGCUCUAUGUGAUAAGUAGAUACAGUCAAAAAAAAAACAAAAAAAACCAAAAAAAACAAGAAAUGACAUCAGUAAUGAAACAAAAAUAAUGAGGUCUUAACAACAAAUAAGGCUGAGAUUGGAAAAAAUGAACUUUUACCUCCAUUAAGUCCAAUUCUCCAACUUGAAGA
Sphaeramia orbicularis (orbiculate cardinalfish) is the source of this 8059-nucleotide messenger RNA. RefSeq names its product NACHT, LRR and PYD domains-containing protein 12-like. The transcript has 18 exons. The coding region runs from base 1165 to 5283 and encodes 1372 amino acids. Gene Ontology annotation, molecular function: protein binding. The record is from RefSeq and is a predicted model, not a curated record. NCBI's taxonomy places the organism in Eukaryota, Metazoa, Chordata, Actinopteri, Kurtiformes, Apogonidae.